CCCAGAUGGAGAUGCCUGCGGGUCCAGCGGAGGGCAGGCAGAGGACUGGUACAGUGAAGAGGAAGAUGUGGGGGGGUCUGAGGCAGCAGUGGAAGCUACUGGGCCUGUUUGAGAUCGACCAGCAGCACGAUUUCUACAGCCUCACCUCUAUGAUGAAGGAAGGCCUCUCUGCAGCCGUGCAGAACACCAUCGACAACCCACCACCGGAUGAAUUGUCGGAAGAUGACUACAGAUUGGAGGUCACUCAAAUACAUAAGGCCUUCAGAAUGGAGACGUUUGCAGGGCCAGUGUUUGCCAGCUUGCGUCGCUCCCUGGGGAUGACAGAAAAGGAGUAUCAGCACUCUCUCUCCAACGACGGUUCCUACCUGCAGUUCAUCAGCAACUCCAAAAGCAAGGCCGACUUCUUUCUCACGAAUGAUAAGCGGUUCUUUCUGAAGACCCAGAACAAGAGAGAGGUGCAAUUCCUCCUGUCCAACCUAAGAAUCUACAUGGAGCACCUCGAGAAGUAUCCUCAUUCGCUGCUGGUCAAGUUCUUAGGUGUCCACAGGAUCAAAAUUCCACAUAGGAGGAAGAAGUACUUUAUUGUAAUGCAGAGUGUUUUUUACCCUGACGAUCGAAUCAAUGCCAGGUAUGACAUCAAGGGCUGUGAGGUGAGCCGGUGGACAGACCCAGCUCCAGAGGGAAGUCAGGUUAUCGUUGUUCUCAAGGACUUGAACUUCGAGGGCCAGUACAUCACUCUGGACCAGCACCGUCCAUGGCUGCUCCGGCAGGUGGAGAUUGACACGUCGUUCCUGCAGAGACUCAACGUGCUGGACUACAGCCUCCUGGUGGCUCAUCAGCCCCUGCACCAGGAUGAACGCCACCAGUGCCUGUCCUUCGCCAACCUUAUCAUGCGCACUAAAAAGUCAGUGAUCACAUGCUCAAGCCCCACCCAUGCGGGCAUGCCCACUGUUCCGGGGGCGGUCCCAGAGGAAGAUUCCGCCCUGUUGGUAUCAGAGAUGGACGGCGGGACAGGAAGUUGCAGCGUUACUGAGUCACGGGUAGGAAGUGACCUGGGCAGUGCCCCUUCCGGGAGACCCUGUACUGAGCAGCCGGUGGGAACGGUCACGGAUUCGUUGGAACUGCAAGACUUCCAGGCCCAGAACCGCCGGCUGCUGCCCAACUUCAGAAACCCGCUGCACGUCAUCGACGGACCGGAGCAUCGCUACUUUGUGGGCAUCAUCGACAUCUUCACUGUCUACAGCUUCAAGAAGAGGCUGGAGCAUUGGUGGAAGAGACUGCGGCACCCAGGGCAGGCCUUCUCAACCGUCAGCCCACCCGCUUACUGCCAUAGGCUCUGCCAGUGGGUACAGGACCACACCAGGUAGACUCAGAAAGAGGUCGAGGAUGAGGAUGGUUACUCCCACUAGCACGCUGUCUGCCCAGGGACACCCACGCACGCAAAUACACACACAAAGACUAGCAACUGUGACGCUGUUCAGAGACAUAAAGCUAUUCUUUUAAAGCACUGUAAUUUCAGAUUGACCAAGAGGCAGUUGUUUUCAUGUUUCCACGUGUCCAGACCAAAGCCAAAACGAACAUAAACCAUUAUAUGGAAAUAUAUUAUUCACCACAGCGGAUAAAUGGGUUCUCCUUCUUCAUAUUCUUUCAUUUUUUUUAAGUAACAAAGAAAAAGGUGCAACAUUUAAAAUGUAAUUGAUUAGCUGAUUUUCCAAAGUAUAAUAGUUUUUGAAUUGUUGAAGUUUAGUUCGUGAAUCAAUAAUGAAAACCAAAAUUAUUUUUCAAAUUUGCCAUCUGUUUUAAAAAAAAUAUUUUUUUACGUUUGACUCCUAUGGAUUUUUUUUCUCCUAAUUUAACUUUACACGUUUUGAUAAAUGUUGUAUAUUGUUAUGUUUUUUUUUAAGUGCCUUUCUUACGCACUUCUCAGUAGUUGGUAUUCAGACUUACUUAUGCAGGUGCGUAACGGCUUUGCAGUCGUGGUGCGUGCUGAAUACAUACACCUUUAAAUACGGUGUACCUUUCAUUUUGACAACAUUCACUAGAACGGGUUCAGAAUAUAAGGAUCAAUGAAUGAAACCCAUCUAAAGAUAUGCAUAUUCGUGUCUAUUUCAGGACCAACUAGUCGACCAACUAGUUUAUUUAGGCACAUUUUGGGUUAAGAAAGUAUGUAUGAAUCAUAAAAAAAAUACAGGGUUUGGAGAGCUUUUACACACUAAAUGCGGUGCAUUCGGAAAGUAUUCAGACCCAUCGAUCUUUUCCACAUUUUGUUACAUUACAGCCUUAUUCUAAAAUGGAUGAAACGAUCUACACACAAUACCCCCUUAAGGGGCGGCAGCGUAGCCUAGUGGUUAGAGUGUUGGACUAGUAACCGAAAGGUUGCAAGAUCAAAUCCCUGAACUGACAAGGUACAAAUCUGUCAUUCUGCCCUGAACAAGGUAGUUAACCCACUGUUCCUAGACCAGGCUGUCUUUGAAAAUAAGAUUUUGUUCUUAACUGACUUGCCUAGUAAAAUAAAUAAUGACAAAGCAAAAACAGGUUUUUAAGACAUUUUUGCAAAAUGUCAACAAAAAAACCCUGAAAUAUCACAUUUACAUAAGCAUUCAGACCUUUUACUCAGUACUUUGUUGAAGCUCCUUUGGCAGCGAUUACAGACUCGACUUUUCUUGAGUAUGACGCUACAAGCUUGGCACACAUGUAUUUGGGGAGUUUCUCCCAUUUGUUCUCUGUAGAUCAUCUCAAGCUCUGGAUGGGGAGUGUUGAGGCACAGCUAUUUUCAGGUUUCUCCAGAGAAGUCCGGGCUCUGGCUGAGCCACUCAAGGACUUUCAGAGACUUGUCCCGAAGCCACUACAGCAUUGCCUUGGCUGUGUUCUUAGGGCCUUUGUCCUGUUGGAAGGGGAAACGUCACCCCCAGUCUGAGGUCCUGAGCGCUCUGGAGCAGCUUUUCAUAAAGGAUCUCUUUACUUUGGUCCGUUCAUCUUUCCCUCCAUCCAGACUAGUCUCCCAGUCCCUGCUGUUGAAAAAUAUCCCGACAGCAUGAUGCUGCCACCACCAUGCUUCACCGUAGGGAUGGUGCCAGGUUUCCUCCAGACGUGACACUUGGCAUUCAGGCCACCGUUCCUAGUCCGUAAUUGAAAUUAAGAAUGUGUUCUUAACUGACUUGCCUAGUUAAAUAAAGAUUUUUAAAAAUCUAACUAAAGAUUGAUCAGCGAAAAUUUGUAUUUAAUCCAUUUUAGAAUAAGGCUGUAACAAAAUGUGUAAAUUGCCCAGGAGUCUGAAUACUUUCUGAAUGCACUGUAUAUUGAUGGAUAAAAAAAAUAGUGGUUUGAUUCAUCGUGAAAAUUUAAGUUUAACCCAUGAAAUAUUGGAAGGUGUAAAAAAAAAAAAAGUGUAGAAUAGGGGUUGAACAAUAGUCCUAUAUAUCUACACUAUCAUCACUAAUCGUGGAACUGUAUGACAAUGGUCCAGUCAUGGUAGACCGUGCACCAGGCUACAGGUUUAACCUGCUACGAGUGGCCUGAGUUCCAUACUGAUUCAAAUGUUCCAAAUUAUGGCACAGUGUUAGCCUAAUAUAAUCCACUAAUGCUCGCGACCCCCAGGAACAACUACACGGACUACACGGACGUGACAGAGGAAAGAAAUUGACAGUUAGAUGUGGGUAUUUUGGAUGAUGGUUCCCAAUUGUUCUCUCCACAACGAGAAGCUGAAUACACUCUGUAGCAAGUCAAUAAGUAUGUACGGCCUUUCUUCAUCCCCAUUGGUGAUUGAAUUCGCAUUUAAAAGUAGCAACAUAAAAUUAGGCUUAGUAUGAUAUGCACACAUAUAUAUACACACAAUAUUUAACCCGAUACAAAUCGUAAACCAAAACGUAGAAAAGCGCCAGCAAAGAUAUUAAAACUAGAAUCAUAAACCAAUUCGGUAGGUUGGGUGCUAUACUGUCUUUUGCUCAUUGGCUAUAAAAACCUAUACUAAAGCUUGGGUCUCUAUACUUAAUUCCUGCAAGUUAUAAGGCCAUCAUUUUAUAAACUUCACUAUGUGAAAGUUGAUAUGCUUCAGUUUGCUGCCAUGACUGGUUUCCCCAUUUGUCUCCAGCGAUCAUAAUAAGAUAAUAUAGAUCUAAAACAAGUGUAAUUUAUAUUUACAAUCCCCUUAUCCAAAUGGUUAACUCAUUUACUUACCUCUGAUCAAUAGCUCUUAUCAAUUUCUAAAUUACAGUGCAUGGAGAAUGCUGUUAUUUCAUUCGCAGAAAGAAAGUAAAUGCUUUUUCCACUUGGAACAGGCAGCUUUGCUCGACCUUAUUCAUGGUUUCCUCCCGCAUAAAGGUGGUGAAAUUAUGAGUUGAGUUAAGUUAAGCUCAGAAUAUGGCGUAUCUGUAGACAUACACCUUAAUUUCUUAGAUCUGCGCCCUGAACGAAUAGCAGGUGAAUAGCAUGCUAUUCUCAUACUUAAGGGGAUACCUCGGGAUUAUCUACUUGCCCAGAGUCAGAUGAACUCUGUGUCUAGUACAGAAGUUAGAGGUCAUUUUGUGAGCCAAAACAAACUCGUUUUAUUGCAAUGACUAGAAGUACAGUAUAUGGGUAUCUACUAGCAUGCUAGCAGAUACCUAUAGACUUCCAGUCAUUGCGCUAAUGCUAGUUAGUAACUUCCUUGAAACUGCACCAUUGCCAAAAUACCGAAGUAUCCCUUUAAGUUCAAUGUCAGAAUACAUAUAGAGAGAAAAAUGCAAAUUGUUCCAUUUCCGCGCGCAUAACUGUGGUCAGAACUCCGCCCCCAAGUGAAUAUACUCUCCUGAUACCACUGUGCAUGACUGUGGUCAGAACUCCGCCCCCAAGUGAAUAUACUCUCCUGAUACCACUGUGCAUAACUGUGGUCAGAACUCCGCCCCCAAGUGAAUAUACUCUCCUGAUACCACUGUGCAUGACUGUGGUUCUGCAGUAUAUUGUUUAUUUAUAUAUUCAUUAUGCAGUUAUGGCAAGGUCAGCAUAAAGGGGUAAUGUUUCAAAAUGCCGACAAACAGCUGUCAUUUUAUACGACUGCCUAGUGGCGCAGCGGUCUAAGGCACUGCAUCUCAGUGCAAGAGGCGUCACUCCAGUCCCUGGUUUGAAUCCAGGCUCUAUCACAUCCGGCCGUGAUGGGAGUCACGGAGGGCGGCAUAAUUGGCUCAGCGUCGUCCGGGUUUGACUGGGGUAGGCCAUCAUUGUAAGUAAGAAUUUGUUCUUAACUGACAUGCCUAGUUAAAUAAAUAAAUAAAUACAAAUUGUUAUUCGGAUGGUUUUUACGUUUUAGCUUAUUUUUGACUUACCUGAACUUGGGACACCCUAGGUAAGUUGAAAAUAAGCUAAAACGUGCGAACUAUCCCUUUAAUAAGCUAAAACGUGUGAAUUAUCCCUUUAAUGUUGUCUCAGCAGAGAUAUUACUUACACUGUCCAAUUUUACAGAAAAAUGCAGGCUACACACUUGGGGCCUCGAGUUCUUAGUAUUUGCUGUUGAAAAUAUAACCUAAAUGUGAUUUACACCUGCUCAGGUGCUCUCCAUUCUGCACCUCACCUGGGACACCCAGUGUCAGUCAGGGAAAUAUGUGGAUUUCGGAGGUUUUUCAAAUUGACUGGGUCAGAAUUGUUUUUCAAAGUAAGGCACUGUAUUUACAGGGUUUUUGUUGUCUCUGGAAAAAAAUAAUAAAUACCCUGAUUUAAGGACUGGGAUAUGUGGUGACCACAUGUUCACUAAUGUAGCCUCCUUCAUUGAUACAGUAAAGGGUGUGGAUUGGCAACUCCAACUCUCUCCUGGCUCAACUUGUUUAACCCCUAAGUCAUGUUUGUGCCUUCUGCCUGCAAAUGGUAUGUGCUGAAACCUUUUCUCAAUGCAUAAAUAACUUUACCGAGUUAA
This is a messenger RNA of Oncorhynchus keta (chum salmon), 5884 nucleotides long. Its product is annotated as phosphatidylinositol 4-phosphate 5-kinase-like protein 1. The transcript has 9 exons. Gene Ontology annotation, molecular function: phosphatidylinositol kinase activity. The coding region runs from base 6 to 1367 and encodes 453 amino acids. The record is from RefSeq and is a predicted model, not a curated record. Gene Ontology annotation, biological process: phosphatidylinositol metabolic process. Lineage: Eukaryota; Metazoa; Chordata; Actinopteri; Salmoniformes; Salmonidae.